UUCAUUUGCGUUUAUCACAUUGUUGUUGUUACUUUGCCUUUGUUUAUGAGUGCCUGCAAUUGGCGGGGCCUGCGGUCCAACAAGAUUGUUGAUUAUGCAAAACACAAUAUACAUACAUACGUAUGUAUGUAUAUAAAAAGCAAAAAGAAAACAAAAAUAAGCAACAAGUACGUUGUAUGGACUGCAACAAAAUAUUGUACACACUCACACCAUGGAUUCAUGCACACAGAGACAUAGCGGUAAAAAUACAACAAGCUACACAUAAAAACAAGUUUGGAUUGCUCGUAUUGGAAUUGCGUUUAAUUGUUGGCUGCUGGCGCGUCAUGAACUUCAUUAGGCAUUUCAUAUUGCCAUCGAGCAGACGCCUUACAGCUCCUCUUCUUCUUCGUCAACCAUCUAACGGAUCCGACUAUCUGCAGUUCCACACAAAGGGAGCCGUUGACACCACAACAACAACAAAAACGAAGUUCGGAAACAACAUCAACGACAUAAAUAACACAGAAAUGGACACCACAAUACAUUCGGCAGGGAUUUCCGAGGUGCACGAUGUGCCCAUGUCUGUCAUAAAGCGACCAAUACCAUCUGUGUUAGACGAGUUAAAAGUUCAAUCACUUAUGGACACGAUCAAAUCUGAAACUGGAGAGGAUGAUGUGCCGCCUGUGGAUAUCUUGUGGAUAACGGGCAGCAAAGGCGGCAAUUAUUAUUUUAGCUUUGGCGGCUGCCAUCGAUUUGAGGCCUAUAAACGUCUGAACCGGUCAACCAUUAAAGCGAAACUAGUCCGAUCCACUUUGGGUGAUCUUUAUCAUUAUAUGGGAUCCAGUGCGCCCACAAAUUUGAUGUAGUGUUUUUUUCUUUUUUUUGUAACUUAUCAUGUUAUCAUGUUUUCUAUGUUUUCUCUUAACAAUUCAAAUAUGCAUGUGCACAUACAGUUAAACUAGAAAAUGUUUUGACAAGAUAAAAUUUAAUUAAUAGUUAAGUUGAAAA
Messenger RNA from Drosophila innubila, 984 nucleotides. RefSeq names its product putative sulfiredoxin (gene Srx). Gene Ontology annotation, molecular function: sulfiredoxin activity. The record is from RefSeq and is a predicted model, not a curated record. Gene Ontology annotation, cellular component: cytoplasm. The transcript is spliced from 3 exons. Bases 123 to 842 code for a protein of 239 amino acids. NCBI's taxonomy places the organism in Eukaryota, Metazoa, Arthropoda, Insecta, Diptera, Drosophilidae. Gene Ontology annotation, biological process: cellular response to oxidative stress.